This is a messenger RNA of Microtus ochrogaster (prairie vole), 2977 nucleotides long. RefSeq names its product ral guanine nucleotide dissociation stimulator like 3 (gene Rgl3). Gene Ontology annotation, molecular function: guanyl-nucleotide exchange factor activity. Gene Ontology annotation, cellular component: plasma membrane. Gene Ontology annotation, biological process: Ras protein signal transduction. The record is from RefSeq and is a predicted model, not a curated record. Lineage: Eukaryota; Metazoa; Chordata; Mammalia; Rodentia; Cricetidae.
GCGCCAGGGAGCAGGACGGGCAUCGGGGCCAUGCAAAGGACAGCGAGCAGAGAGCUGGCCUUGGCGCCUCUGCAAGACUGGGGCGAGGAGACUGAGGACGGCGCCGUGUACAGCGUCUCCCUACGGCGGCAGCGCAGCCAGCGCUCGACCCCAGAGGGGCCUGGAGACGACCAGGUGCGGAAGGGGCUGGAGGCUCCCACCCCGGUUGCUGACACCUUCCUCCAGUACCGCACCAGCAAAGUGCGGGCGCUGAGGGCCGCCCGACUAGAGCGGCUGGUGCAUGAGUUGGUGUCCGGAGACCGUGAACAGGAUCCUGGCUUCGUGCCUGCCUUCCUGGCCACACACCAGGCCUUUGUGCCCACAGCCCGAGUUCUGGGCUUUCUGCUGCCACCGCCGCCGCCACCACCACCACCUCCUGGGGUAGACAGCAAGAGGGCAGAGGCACAGGAUCUGAGCUUCAGCAAGCAUCUGAGGGCUGUGGUUUCGGUACUCGGUUCUUGGCUGCGAGAUCAUCCUCAGGACUUCUGGGAUCCCCCUGCCCAUCAGAACCUGGGGAAUGUCCUAAUAUUUUUGGGCUGGGCAGCCCCAGGAGGGGCAGAAGCCAGGGAAGCAGAGAAGCUUCUAGAAGAGUUCUUGGAAGAGGCUAAGGGAGAACAGGCAGAGGAGGAGCAGCGACUGGCUUGGGCUGGCCCUCCCAGGGCUGCCCAGUCUCCCAGAUCAGAAUUCUCCGAGGACUUCGAGGAAGACGAAGACCCCAGUUCUGAAGGCCCCGAGCUCCUGGACUUCAGCGUGGAUGAGGUGGCGGAGCAACUGACCCUUAUGGACGUGGAGCUCUUCUUGCGCGUGCGUACCUGUGAAUGUCUGGGUUCCAUGUGGUCUCAGCGUGACCGGCCGGGAGCUGCAGGCAUUUCUCCCACAGUGCGUGCCACCGUGGCCCAGUUCAAUGCAGUUACGGGCUGCGUGCUGGGCUCGGUGCUCGCAGCGCCUGGCCUGGCAGCCUCGCAGAGGGCACAGCGCAUUGAAAAGUGGAUCCGCAUCGCCCAGCGCUGCAGGGAACUUGGCAAUUUCUCUUCAUUGAGAGCUAUCCUGUCGGCCCUGCAGUCUAACCCCAUCUACAGGCUCAAGCGCAGCUGGGGAUCUGUAAGCCGGGAACCACUGUCCACCUUCAAGAAACUGUCGCAGAUAUUUUCUGAUGAGAAUAAUCAUCUCAGCUGCCGAGCAAUUCUUUCCCAGGAGGAGACCACUGAGGGACCCCAUGAUGAAGACUGCCUCCCAGGAAGUCUGCCGUCAAAACUGUCCCCAGGUCCUGUCCCCUACCUUGGCACCUUUCUCACAGACUUGAUUAUGCUGGACACAGCCUUACCGGAUAUGUUGAAGGGAAAUCUCAUCAACUUUGAGAAGAGGAGGAAGGAAUGGGAGAUCCUGGCCCGAAUCCAGCAGCUACAGCAUCGCUGCCAACUCUACAGCCUGAGUCCCCACCCACCAAUCCUGGCUGCCCUUCGAGCCCAGCGCCAGCUCAGUGAGGAACAGAGCUACCGGGUCUCCCGUGUCAUUGAGCCACCAGCUGCCUCCUGUCCCAGCUCCCCACGUAUCCGGCGGCGAAUCAGCCUCACAAAGCGUCUCAGUGCGAAGCUGUCCCGGGAGAAGAACUCUUCCCCUAGUGAGAGUCCCGGGGACCAGUCCUCACCAGCCUCCAGUGUGUCUCCAGGGUCUCCCCCAUCCAGUCCCAGAAACCGAGAACCUCCUCCUGGUAGUCCGCCAGCCUCCCCAGGACCCCAGAGCUCCAGCAACAAGCCGUCUCUGAACACGGAAUCCUCCAUAACCUUGACCCUGAGCAACCCUCGAAUUCCUCUCCUUGGGCAGCAGACCUCAGAGGCCCGUGUCAUUCGAGUCAGCAUCGACAAUAACCAUGGGAACUUGUAUCGGAGCAUCUUGCUCACUUGUCAGGACAAAGCCCCCAGCGUGGUGCAAAGAGCCCUGGAGAAGCACAAUGUGCCUCAGCCCUGGGCCCGUGACUACCAGCUCUUCCAGGUCCUACCUGGAGACAGAGAGCUCCUGAUUCCGGACAGUGCCAACGUCUUCUAUGCAAUGAGCCCAACCGCUCCUGGCGACUUCUUGCUGCGUCGGAAAGAGGGGACAAGGCAUACACCUUCAGCUUCCCCAACCUGAAGCAGCAUUCACCACGGACAGCUUGGUACCUGGCUUCUACCACCAUCAAAGUAGGGGUCCAUUUCCUGAAGAGCUUCCGUCCCCCAAUAGAAGCCAUCUUGUUCCAUAUCCUGGGGACUCCCCAGCCUUAGCCCAUCAGACACCAUCUCUCUGACUUCCUUGGCACUUGGCCAUUAUUCCAGAAACAUGGAUGUGUGAGAAAAGUGUAGAACUCAGAAAAAUCAAGAGCUUUAAGAGCUGGGAGCUUAGCUUAGUGGCAGGGCAUUUGCCCAGCAUGCCCUAGACCCUGGAUGUUUUCAGCACUACCCAAAAUAAAAGUCCUAUAGAGUGUAGUUAAGUUGGAUCCUAACACGUGGCAUCAGGGGUCUGAGAGCCAGCACUGAGCAUAUCCAGCAUGUUGCCACAUGCCCAUAAUCCCAGUGCUCGGGAGCUGCAGGUAGGAGAAUCAGGAGUUUGUCAUCCUCAGCUACAUAGUGAACUGAAGGCAAACCUGAACCACAUCAUAAAACUUCAUUUUAAAAAACAAAACUAAGAAAAGGUUGAAAAAAUCCUCACGAGAGUUCAGGGUUUUCUCCCCCUGCUUUCAGAAGGUGCGACCCUGUCUCUCCAUCACAUGAGUGGAGAUGUGGGGGGGAGGGAGGAGUUUGUCAUCACUCGCAAAUACAGGCAGCGAGAAAUUGGGCAUGGUGGUGAAUGGCCGUCACCCUAGCACUGCAGAGGCAGGAGGAUGUCGAGUCCAUGGUCAUUUUCAGCUGUAGUGGGAGUUCCAGACCAGCCUGUGACAUUAUUCCCUGUCUCAAAUAAGCAA